Botrytis cinerea B05.10 is the source of this 1358-nucleotide messenger RNA. RefSeq lists its product as hypothetical. Bases 267 to 1094 code for a protein of 275 amino acids. Lineage: Eukaryota; Fungi; Ascomycota; Leotiomycetes; Helotiales; Sclerotiniaceae. The transcript has 4 exons. The record is from RefSeq and is a predicted model, not a curated record. Gene Ontology annotation, cellular component: membrane; cytoplasm.
GAUUCUCAAGUAUUCUUAUUCCAUAUCGUCGCAUUUCAGACUGAUUUGUUUGUCUUCUAAAUUAUUUGUUGUAUUUUAUCUGGUUGGAGAGAAUCAUCCGAAAGCGAGAAGUAUCAAGGCUUAUAAUUCGCAGUACGAGUAGUCCUAUCGGAAACUAAAAGAUCAUCGAUCUUGUCUUUGUCUCUGUCGUCAUAAUUCCCAGGGAACCCACCGUCCAAUUCACAACCCAUUUAUUUCUGCUACCUACUCGCCGGUCUCCCUCAACCAUGCCUCUACCGUUCGAAAUCCAACGGCGACGCUUUAUGCGGACAGCAAACAGCAAAUACAUUUACGGCAGAGUUCCUCUCAUUCACACAAUUAUCUUCCUCAUCGAACUCAUAAUGGUCGGGAGACUUACCGCAAAAUUCAACAGCUACUAUGCUGCCCGUCCAGUACUCACCAUGAUGGUGACAAACGCAGUACUGGGCGGCAUAGCUGACACAGUGGCACAAUCUAUAACGGCAAUUAGACAAUCCGCCGUGCGAAAACAAGGAGGAUUAAGGAAGGAUGAUUCGUUGGCGAUAGAAAUUCACGAACUCGAUAGGAAAAAUCCAUUCAACGAUCGUGAUCUUAUUCCUGAUUCCAAGAUUCUACCGCCACCUUUUGAUUUCGAGCGCUUGACUCGGUUCAUGGCGUAUGGAUUCGCGAUGGCGCCUAUACAGUUUAAAUGGUUCAAGUUCCUAUCAAAAGCAUUUCCAAUCACAAAAUCGAGCGCUUUUGGACCAGCAAUGAAGAUGGUUGCGAUGGAUCAAUUGGUUUUCGCACCAGUCGGCAUCGCUAAUUUCUUCGUUGUUAUGACCGUCGCAGAAGGUGGCGGAAAGAGAGCGGUUGCUCAAAAGCUAAGAGAUAUGUAUCUUCCAACACUAAAGGCUAACUUUAUGGUUUGGCCUCUGGUACAAAUCAUCAACUUCCGCCUUAUGCCAAUUCAAUUCCAAUUACCAUUCGUUUCGACUGUUGGUAUUGCGUGGACAGCUUAUCUCUCCUUAUCGAAUGCAGCUGAAGAUGCUUUGGAAGUUCGAUCAGCCCCGGUAUCGCCAAACAUCAGAUUAUUGUAACUCUAGACCCGAGUAUGCGAAAAGGAAGGCACGAUUGACAACCCGGAAUCAGCGGCAUUGGCAAGGAAUGGAGUUCUAGGUCUGAAUUUUGGUCUGGAUAGGUCACACUGGACAAUAUAUCUACGAGUUUGAUUUUCAUAUCUGGUUGGGACAUUCAAAUGGUGUUUGGCGCCUGGAUUUUUGGAGGCGAAUAUCAUGAUUUCUUUCUAGACUACAGAUUUACAUAUCGUAUUGAUUUUACUCAAGUACAAAUAUCUAUUAGCA